AUGGACGCCAACGUACCUGUCAAGUGCCAGAGUCCCGACUGCAGCGCACCUAGUGCUUCACCUAAUAACUUGGAUGCUUCGCCAGGAGAUUGGAAAGCCUUCCCAUGGCACAAGUUUCCGGGUUUCUCGAUUUCGGAACACGUUGGCAGGCAGACUUCGUGGGUUUGGCAGCACGGCUUUGACAUUCAAGCCCGCGAUUCUCCCACGAAGAGGAAAUGGGUUUGCAAGCAUUGUCUUCGGAAAGCUAAGCCCAAGAUGACAGACUUCUCUGCUGUUGGCUCCGUAACCGUUGAGCGACAGUGGGAUGUCGAUAGCAUCUGGUUGGGGGCAAAGAGUCUGUCCGCUAUCCGAGCCCCCGGUCACUUUCGGCUUUCUUUCUUCCCGGCUUACAAGAGUAACAUCUCUACCGCUCAAGUCAUACAGCCUCAUGGUCUGGACCUGGCACACACGAGACACACUUCUAUCGGCACAUUCAUUACCGCAGGUGUCCGCUUCUCCGUUCUGCUAUUUUUCCCCAACGGAGCUCGAUCGUACACGAAGGCUUCCGCCAACAGCCUUUCUCUCACACGAUUUAAGGAUUUAUAUGACGAGAUUAUCCUUCCGGCUAUAUUCGAAACCGUCCCUGAUUAUGUGCGACAAGAGAUACCCAGCUCGUACGAUCUCUUAUACGCCAAGUCUCGUGCAUACCAGGAGAAGCCAGGUGCCGGCCGUUGGAGCGCCGAAGAUGAGAGCCGAGCGUUUCGCCUAUCUUAUAGCAUCCCUGCCAGCAACCUUGCAGAGUUCUGGGCAUCGGUAGUGGAGAAAGCGAAUAUGCAUCGUGUCCAAACCAGGAGAGGAGAAGCCGUUCCCUACUUCGAGAACCCUCGUCUACUCUUCCAAGCACACGAUCUGAAGAACACAUUUGCAUCGCAGACAGUUGAGGGAAGCUUGGCCCUGUUUCGUAACAUCGUCCUAGCUGGACUUAACGCAAGUCAGAUUGACAUGCACUCUUGCUGGCUCGAUGUAGGCAUGAGAGAUCACGUAAGCCAACCAUCGUCUCCAUCGCCAGCCCAUAGAGAUGAGCCCUGGACACUUCUGUGGAAGAGCGCUUGCUGCGACCACCUCCAUGAUCAACUGGGUGGUGUUGUCCCCGAAGCCCCUCUAGUUGCUGACCAGUAUCGGUCAUAUCUUCUUCGUGACGUGGGAACAUAUUACGCCAAGGCAAAGCCGAGUCGGGCAUCAAAUCCUGGCCACCCGGAGGCUAGAUCACCCGGGAUCAUUCGGGCCAAGGCAUACAACUGUAGCAAAGAUCUAUUUGGAGUCAUGUUCAGCGAUUACCAGCUUUUUAGCUCGGGGCUAUUGCCGCUUCUGGCCAGUGUGUCCAACAACCAAGUCAAGUAA
Fusarium poae is the source of this 1380-nucleotide messenger RNA. RefSeq lists its product as uncharacterized. The transcript has a single exon. NCBI's taxonomy places the organism in Eukaryota, Fungi, Ascomycota, Sordariomycetes, Hypocreales, Nectriaceae. The coding region runs from base 1 to 1380 and encodes 459 amino acids. The record is from RefSeq and is a predicted model, not a curated record.